Molecule: messenger RNA, 2365 nt
Organism: Physcomitrium patens
Lineage: Eukaryota; Viridiplantae; Streptophyta; Bryopsida; Funariales; Funariaceae
Product: mechanosensitive ion channel protein 1, mitochondrial
Biological process (GO): transmembrane transport
Cellular component (GO): membrane
Source: RefSeq, a predicted model, not a curated record
GUUCGAUGAACGCCGUUGAAUUGGCCCAGAGACUCAGCUCCAGAAGCAGCCAGCCGUCGCGCACACCGUGUCCCCGAAGGCGGACUUUCGGGAGCUGAACAAUCGUGUCAAUACGUCAAUUCGUCAACAUCGUCAUUGGGUUUUAUGGGUUCGAAUUUGUCUCAGGAAGCCGAGAGGAUUCGCGAGGAACGACGCAGCCCAUUAAGGUCCUGGCAGAGGAUGGAGUGUUGGGGUGUAAAGGUGGCGAAACACGUAGUUGAAUCUCGCAGAUGAAUUUGGUGAAAUGAUAAUUUGAAGAGUAGAGUGUUGAUCGCAAUGAUGAAAGGUGUGAUGACGGGUGUGGCGUGUUUCGUGAAGGCACCGCCGACAGUGCUUUUAAUGACUCGAUUUCCUGUGUUGCGCUUCCUCUCUUCAUCACCACAGUCGUGUCUGCAGGUUGGACUGCAUCGGAAGUCGUUUCUGCGGAAUUCGUUGAUCGCUGCUAAUUCCUUUUUGUCUCGCGAGCUAUCAACGCAUGGCAAAGGUUGCUACGUUCCUCCAAGUUCAUUUCCAGGUCGAUUGAGUUUAUGUUCUAGUGUGGGUCGCUAUGAGGGAAUUCACAGUCGCCAUCGGAGUUUACGGCAUUCGUGGCUGGUAGGAAUUCCCAGCCACCGCAGGGGUUUUGGUUCGAGUAGUAGUAAUGUUGCAUCAGGAGCUGUAGCUGCUGUUCCUCCAGUAGCAGGGCCUGGUUUACCUCCACCGAGUGAUGCCGUAGGCGAUGUCACACCUGGAGAUUCAGGCGAUUCUGUUGCGAAUGUUGCUGAGAGUGUGCGAAACUCCGUGAACUCCCAUGUGAUGACAUUGAGAGAUGCGGCGGCCCGGAUGUUCCCUGAGGUUGGCAACUGGAUGGAUCCAUCUAGUGGGGGUGUUGCCGAGCUGUUGAUACCUGCCAGCAGCGCCAUCGGAGUUUCCUUAGUGGCUUGGCUCUUGCUUCCGAAAUUGUUACGAAAAUUUCAUUUCUAUGUUGAGUCAGGUCCCACCGCGCGCCUACUUGGACGAUUGCCGCAUGAGAAGCAACCGUAUGAGCUCAGUGUAUUUAGCGCUUUGGAUAUGCCAGCAAGAUUGCUUGCCUCGGCAGUGACAUUCAGCUAUCUAGGUUACAUCGUGGCGCCCACGUCUAUAGGAGCACACUACUUGACACAAAUUUGGAGCGGGGCAACAGUGAUAAGUACGAUUUGGUUCCUUUACCGGUGGAAGAGUAAUGCCUUUACCCGCAUGGUAACGGGAAAGACGAUCUCAAAUGCAGAGAGAGAACGCUAUCUGACCAUGGAUCGAUUAUCGUCCGUAGGCUUGUUCGUACUGGGAGCCAUGGCGUUUGCUGAAGCAUGUGGGGUGGCUGUGCAAUCGAUCCUGACAGUUGGAGGUAUUGGAGGAGUUGCAACAGCUUUUGCUGCUAGGGACAUAUUGGGGAAUAUGCUUAGUGGUGUAGCAUUACAGUUCUCCAGACCGUUCACUGUUGGUGACACGAUUUCCGCAGGAUCUGUGAAUGGACAAGUGGUUGAGAUGGGCCUGCAUACCACACAGUUGCUCAACUCCGACAAGUUCCCGAUCGUUGUGCCCAAUUCUUUUUUUUCCAAUCAGGUUAUUAUAAAUAAAUCUCGUGCACGGUAUCGAGCUUACUCAUUCAACCUGCCUGUUCACAUCCAAGACCUUGAGAAAAUCCCAAGUAUUACUAGUGAGAUUCGCCAUAUGAUAGAGUCACAUCCGAAAGUUUUCUUGGAGAAGGAGAAGCCUCGAUGUUAUGUUUCUCAAGUGGGACCAUUAUCUUUGAAUAUAGCUGUCACGUGCAACCUCAUACCAAUGGGAACAGACGGCUAUCUGACUGCUGGCGAAGAGUUGCUGAUUGAGUCGGCCCGGCUUGUUGCCAAGGCAGGCGCCACGUUGGGUAAUCCGGGUGGGGCUUGAGAUUUGUAAGUUUUAAAUACCUUGUGGUGAAGUGAUUUUUGGAUCAAGUAUGAUUGUUGUGCUUAUCUGUAAACCCGCAGAAUUGCCGUAAUUAGCACAAGCAUUCUGCUGUUUGGAAGCUGCAUGUUCCUUUUCCUUUGGAUAGGACUGCAUAAUCCAUUUUAGGCUCUCUGAUACUCAAGUAGUGAUUUUCAGAGUUUGACACGGUUUGCAAAAGAUGUGAAAUAAGUCGUACUACUAGUAGAUUGUGGGAUUGUAAAUAUCUCCUGCAGUGUAGCAGCAGCAUGAUAACUAGGUUCUCUCUGUAUGUCUCUCUUCAAUAAGUAGUGUUACACUGUCUACCUUUGUGGCCGUGGAUCUUCACGCCCUUGAUGGGAAGAAAGUAAGCAAAUCUAGUUGGAGAGUUUGGGUGGAAACUUUA